AUGGUGCUAAAAUCAGAAGAGGAUAUAAUCAAAUAUUCUAUGACCGAGGAGGAUGUUAACUCCAACGCUCAGAUUGUCACUGCAGAAGAAGUUUCCGGGCCAAGAUGGGGACCUCAGCAUGCAGGAGCAAAGGAACUGGCCAGGCAAUACACAAAAGGCAAGCGUAUACAGGAGACCAUAGGUAUCGUGAUCAGCAUCAUCUUGAUUACCUACAACUUCAUCAUGUUGUGUUGGAAUUUCCAGCCUGAUCUGUGGUACUACAUCAUUGCAUAUGCAUUCCUUGGGAUUUUGACUGCAGAUUUUCUGAGUGGACUAGUCCAUUGGAGUGCUGAUACAUGGGGAUCAGUGGAAUUACCCAUCAUAGGAAAGGCAUUUAUCCGCCCGUUCCGGGAGCAUCACAUUGACCCCACCUCUAUCACCAGGCAUGAUUUUAUUGAGACCAAUGGGGACAACUUCUCUGUGACAAUCCCAUUGAUGGCUCUCUCAGCCUACAAGUUCCUUACAUAUAAUCCUGCAGAGAUCCGCGAGACUUAUACCUUUGAGUGCUACCUCUUUCUUCUGACUAUCUUUAUAAGUGUCACUAAUCAGUGUCACAAAUGGUCCCAUACCUACUUUGGCCUUCCACGAUGGAUCACACUUCUACAGGACCUUCACAUUGUGUUGCCACGGAAACACCACCGCAUCCACCAUGUAGCACCUCAUGAAACUUACUUCUGUAUUACCACUGGCUGGCUUAAUUUACCACUUGAGAAGAUCCGUUUCUGGAGCACAUUUGAGUAUCUUAUAGAGGCUACAACAGGUAAUAAGCCUCGGGCUGAUGACCUCAGAUGGGCCAAAAAGACGAGUUAAUGGAGGUUUUUUCAUUAUGUGGCUUAUGUUAAGUUUAACAUUUUAAAAAUUGAUUUUAUUC
Messenger RNA from Ylistrum balloti, 910 nucleotides. RefSeq names its product plasmanylethanolamine desaturase 1-like. Lineage: Eukaryota; Metazoa; Mollusca; Bivalvia; Pectinida; Pectinidae. The record is from RefSeq and is a predicted model, not a curated record. The transcript is spliced from 5 exons. Bases 1 to 849 code for a protein of 282 amino acids. Gene Ontology annotation, molecular function: oxidoreductase activity.